Lodderomyces orthopsilosis Co 90-125 is the source of this 1182-nucleotide messenger RNA. RefSeq names its product Mtm1p (gene MTM1). Lineage: Eukaryota; Fungi; Ascomycota; Pichiomycetes; Serinales; Debaryomycetaceae. Gene Ontology annotation, biological process: mitochondrial transmembrane transport. The transcript has a single exon. The coding region runs from base 1 to 1182 and encodes 393 amino acids. The record is from RefSeq and is a predicted model, not a curated record.
AUGUCCCUUUCAUCUGAACUAGCUGCUGGAAUAGAAGACAACGAUUUGUCAUUUGGUGAUGAUAAAGACAAAAUGUUUCCGCAACGAAGAGGAAAUGAACAAAAUGUUAUAACUGAUGAGAAUAUUUCAGUAACACAACGAAUGAUUAGUGCUUGUUCUGGAAGCUUAAUAACUUCGUUAGUUGUGACGCCAUUUGACGUAAUACGAAUCAGAAUUCAGCAACAAGAAAUCCUACCGCAGAACGAGCCUUGUUGCCAUGUCCAUUAUCCUGAGCAUUUUGUAAAGCGUUUACCAAAACAAGAGGCAGCAGCUUUGGCCAGUUCACCGGAACUAUUUUGGAUACACAACAAGUAUUGUCGUCCGGGAACAGAACAAUGCACGCGUAUCACAUCAACAUUUCAGGGAUUUUCCACGAUAUCCAAACACGAAGGUGUUGCCACAUUAUGGCGUGGGUUAUCGUUAACUUUACUAAUGGCGAUCCCAUCGAAUAUUAUUUAUUUUACUGGAUACGAAUACAUUCGGGAUCAUUCACCAUUUGGAAAUUCGUCCUUCAACCCAUUACUUUGUGGGGCAUUGGCUCGUAUCAUGUCCGCCACAUUUGUUGCACCAGCAGAAUUGAUCAAGACACAGUUGCAAUCGAUACCCAGUGAUUCUAGGAAUUCGUCUCAUGUGUUAAGUCAUCUUUUGAGAGAUUCCAUGGCAUUGGUUAAGAAGAAUGGUACUUCCACUUUGUUCAAGGGGUUGCAAAUCACACUUUGGAGAGAUGUUCCUUUUUCUGGAAUAUACUGGUCAUCAUACGAAAUAUGCAAGAAACAGAUUGCUCGUGUAUUGAAAACGGACUUUAACAAUACCACUAGCGGCGGUGCUGACGAUUGGAAAGUGUUUACAACAUCGUUUUUGUCGGGGUCUAUAUCCGGUGCCAUUGCUGCCUUUUUCACUAAUCCUUUUGAUGUUGGGAAAACGAGGCUUCAGAUAACCAUGGAUGAUGGGGAUGUUAAGCAUAAACCAAAGACAAACAUGUUUAAGUUCUUGGCAAACAUUUACAAAAAUGAAGGCGUGGGAGCAUUAUAUUCGGGUUUUGGUCCAAGAGUAAUGAAGAUUGCCCCUGCAUGUGCAAUCAUGAUAUCAUCAUAUGAGGUGGGUAAAAAACUUUUCAAAAAUGGGAAUGUGUCGAAUGAUUAA